This is a messenger RNA of Pipra filicauda (Wire-tailed manakin), 1022 nucleotides long. Its product is annotated as zinc finger CCCH domain-containing protein 4-like. Bases 85 to 990 code for a protein of 301 amino acids. The record is from RefSeq and is a predicted model, not a curated record. Gene Ontology annotation, molecular function: RNA binding. Gene Ontology annotation, cellular component: nucleus. Gene Ontology annotation, biological process: negative regulation of DNA-templated transcription. Lineage: Eukaryota; Metazoa; Chordata; Aves; Passeriformes; Pipridae. The transcript is spliced from 7 exons.
CGCGGGCGGAGGAGCCGCCGGGCCGAGCCCCCCGCGCCGUUCAGUGACUGUGCCCCCCGUUCUCCACCCCCCCGCCCGUUGCCCAUGGCCGUGGAGAGCCCGAGUGUCCCCCCCGCCGCCGCCGCCUCCCCCCCCAGCCCGCACUGCACCCCCCCUUCUCCGUCCUGCCACGGCAGCUGCAGCCUCCCCCGGCCGCCGCCGCCGCUCCAGCACGGCCCGGACGAAAGGGAGGAUGGGGAGCUGGAGGAGGGGGAGCUGGAGGACGACGGGGGGGAGGAGGAUCAUUCCCAAUCCCAAUCCCAGGAGAGGGGCCGGCGGGAGAAGGGGGAGAAGCACCGCAGCGACUCGGAGGAGGAGAAGUCCCACCGGCGGGCGAAGCGCAAGCGCCGCAAGGAGAAGGAGAAGAGGAGAUCCAAGAAAAAACGCAAAUCCAAGCACAAGCGGCACGCCUCGUCCAGCGACGACUUCUCCGACUACAGCGACGACUCGGAAUACAGCCCGGGGGAAAAGGGGCAUUCCAGGAAAUACCGGGAAUACAGCCCUCCUUAUUCUUCCCACCAGUAUCCCCAGUGCCACUCGCAGGGCCCCAAGAAGGGCUAUCCCAAGGAUCCCAAGGGCUCCUCCUACGGCUCCUACGAGGACUUCGAGGGGGAGGAUCUGGGGCCCUACGAGGGGGAGGAGGACGAGGAGCCCCCCAAGGACGACUACGACGACUUCGCCAAGGAGCUGGGGCAGUACAGGAGGGCCAAGGACGGGGCACACAGGGGCAGAGGGGGCCGAGGCCGAGGCCGUGGUUUCCGUGGCCGGGGGUCCCGGGGGGGUCUGCGUGGCCGGGCCGGGCUGAGGGGCCGCGGCCGCUCCCGAGGGGACAUCCCGGACGACGACGACGACGGAUACGACGACGACAUGGAGUUUUCCCAGUACUGUGACCCCGAGGAGGCUCCGGGCGACGACGACUACGACGAUUAUUCCAAGGAAUUGUCACAGUAACGGCGGAGCAAAGAGCGGGGGCGGGGUGAGCA